Esox lucius (northern pike) is the source of this 2221-nucleotide messenger RNA. It is a transcript of the gene dnai1.2, whose product is annotated as dynein, axonemal, intermediate chain 1, paralog 2. Gene Ontology annotation, cellular component: outer dynein arm. Gene Ontology annotation, molecular function: dynein light chain binding; dynein heavy chain binding. Bases 108 to 2210 code for a protein of 700 amino acids. The transcript is spliced from 20 exons. Lineage: Eukaryota; Metazoa; Chordata; Actinopteri; Esociformes; Esocidae. Gene Ontology annotation, biological process: outer dynein arm assembly; cilium movement. The record is from RefSeq and is a predicted model, not a curated record.
AGUUGGAGGGGUAGUUAACGCUUGAGAACUUGUCAACGUAUUUUCUGAAAGUUUUAAGCGUUUUAAUUAGCUACGAUCAACUAAUUCCUUAUUAUCUCCUUGACACAAUGCCUGUAACACACAAGACUUUAGUGAAAUCCAAGCAGGGGUCAAAUGCUCAAUCUCAGCAGAAGCCACUUGCAGCAAAGACUGCCAAAGUUGUCAGCAAGAAAAAGGAUGAGGAUGAUGGAACAGAGAUUGGUGAAGGAGGAGAUGAGUGGAUGCAUGGAAAGACUCUGAUCAAGCCCCCUGACCAGCUUGAUCUCACUGAAGCGGAGUUGAAAGAGGAAUUCACCAGGAUCCUGACAGCAAACAACCCCCACGCCCCUCAGAACAUUGUCCGGUACAGCUUCAAGGAACGUUCCUACAAACCCAUCAGCAGUGUAGAUCAGUUGGCGGUGCACUUCUUUCUGGAGGGAAACCUGUUGCACCGGGACUCAGACGAGGCACGCAGACAGAAGGCAAAACAAGGCCUCCCGGACGAAAAGGCCACAGUUGUAACUGAAACUGAAGAUGAAAAACUUGAGACUCCGUUACAGGCAGCAGGUGGAGAAGAAGCUGGAGACGUGGAGGAGGGCGGGGGAGAGGACGGCGCUCACAGUGUGGAUUCCAAGACUGGCAAGAAGGAGCAGAAACUCACCAACCAGUUCAACUUCAGUGAAAGGGCCUCCCAGACCCUUAACAACCCACUUAGGGAAAGAGGAUGUCAGACAGAGCCUCCUCCUCGUGCAAGCUUCUCCGCUACUGCCAAUCAGUGGGAGAUCUAUGAUGUGUAUUUGGAGGAGAUGCAGAAGCAGGAGAAGAACAAAGAGAAGGCUAAAGCCGUCCCCAAGAAGGAAGAUGACAAAGGCAAGAAGAAGCUGACGCUGGUGGAGACCCAGAGUGAUGACCUCACCAAAGUGGCCAAGGUGGCCAAGAUCAUAGAGCGGAUGGUUAACCAAAACACAUUUGAUGACAUUGCUCAAGAUUUCAGGUACUUUGAGGAUGCUUCUGAUGAGUUUCGGGAACAGGAGGGUACCCUUCUCCCCCUUUGGAAGUUUCAGUACGACCAAGCCAAGAGGCUGUCUGUCACUGCCCUCUGCUGGAAUCAAAGCUACAAAGAUUUGUUUGCCGUGGGCCUCGGAUCAUACGACUUCACCAAGCAGGGGCGUGGCAUGCUCGUGUUCUACUCACUGAAGAACUCUACCUACCCUGAGUACAACUACCCCACAACGUCAGGCAUCCUGUGCCUGGACAUCCACCCAGACCGUCCCUAUCUAGUUGCCGUGGGCUUCUACGAUGGCUGCGUGGCCGUCUACAACCUCAAGGAGGAGAGACCGGAGCCCGUCUACAAGAGCAGCUCCAAGUCGGGCAAGCACACUGACCCUGUGUGGCAGGUGAGGUGGCAGAAAGACGACAUGGACAACCAUCAGAAUUUCUUCUCUGUGUCGUCUGACGGCCGUGUGGUGUCUUGGACCCUUGUCAAGAGUGAGCUGGUCUUCACAGACAUCAUCAAGCUGUCAUUGGUGGGAGCUGUGUCAGAAGGACCAGAGGGUGUGCCACCUCCCACCAUGGCUUGUGGAACAUCGUUUGAUUUUCAUAAGCAGAUAAACUACCUCUUCCUGGUUGGCACGGAGGAGGGGAAGAUUCACAAGUGCUCAAAGGCCUACUCCAGCCAGUUCCUGGAAACCUACGAUGCUCACAAUAUGGCAGUGGAUGCAGUAAAGUGGAACCAAUUCCACCCUAAGGUCUUCAUCUCCUGCAGCUCUGACUGGACUGUUAAGAUCUGGGAUCACACCAUCAGGACCCCAGUGUUCAUCUUUGACCUGAAUGCAGCUGUGGGAGAUGUAGCAUGGUCUCCAUACUCCUCCACUGUGUUUGCUGCAGUCACCGCUGAUGGGAAGGUCCACGUCUUUGACCUUGGUAUCAACAAAUAUGAAGCCAUCUGUCAGCAGCCAGUGGUGGCCAAGAAGAAGACCAAGCUCACUCAUAUCGAGUUUAACCCUGUCUACCCCAUUAUUAUCGUGGGAGACGAUAGAGGCUAUGUCACCAGCCUCAAACUCUCACCUAACCUGCGCAGCAAACCCAAGGAGAAGAAAGGUCAGGAGCUGCCCAGAGGACCUGAGGUGGAGAUUGCGAAAAUGGAGAAGCUGCUGAGCUUACUGCGUGAGCCAGAGAACAGCAAAGCUUAGUGACCACAUCA